AUGGGCACCAUCCUCCUCCCCCACCUCAUCACAGGCUGGCACGUCGACCAAGCCAUCCUCAGCGAAGACAACCGCCUCGUCGUCAUCCGCUUCGGCGACCCCAACAACAACCCCGACCUCGACAUCAUGGACGAAGUCCUCUCCAAAGUAGCGCCCCUGGUCCAAAAAUGGGCCGUAAUCUACGUAUGCGAUAUAUCCAAAGUCCCCGACUUUAACCACAUGUACGAAUUAAACACGAAUGAAGAGCCCUUUGCAGUCAUGUUCUUCUUUAGAAAUAAACAUAUCAUGUGCGAUUUCGGAACCGGCAAUAACAAUAAGAUGAAUUUCGUGGAGAGGAAUAGGCAGGAUGUGGUUAAUAUUUUGGAGGCAGUGUAUCGGGGUGCUACCAAGGGUAAAGGUCAAGUGAAUAGUCCAAAAGGUAAGAAUCUCCUCUCCAAUGAGCGCACAAUGAUUCGCUAA
This is a messenger RNA of Pochonia chlamydosporia 170, 459 nucleotides long. Its product is annotated as mRNA splicing factor, thioredoxin-like U5 snRNP. Gene Ontology annotation, biological process: mRNA splicing, via spliceosome. Bases 1 to 459 code for a protein of 152 amino acids. The transcript has 2 exons. Gene Ontology annotation, cellular component: U5 snRNP; spliceosomal complex; U4/U6 x U5 tri-snRNP complex. The record is from RefSeq and is a predicted model, not a curated record. Lineage: Eukaryota; Fungi; Ascomycota; Sordariomycetes; Hypocreales; Clavicipitaceae.